This is a messenger RNA of Capronia epimyces CBS 606.96, 6462 nucleotides long. RefSeq names its product glutamate synthase [NADPH]. The record is from RefSeq and is a predicted model, not a curated record. The transcript has 5 exons. Bases 1 to 6462 code for a protein of 2153 amino acids. NCBI's taxonomy places the organism in Eukaryota, Fungi, Ascomycota, Eurotiomycetes, Chaetothyriales, Herpotrichiellaceae. Gene Ontology annotation, molecular function: iron-sulfur cluster binding; iron ion binding; glutamate synthase (NADH) activity.
AUGGGCCCUGUAGUGGAGGAAACACACAUUCAAGAAAUCGAAACAUCUGAGGUGCGGGAAGAGUACACUCCUUAUCAGGCCCAGGAGGGCUAUGGAUGGGGUAAGGCUUUGCCCGAGAAGCAAGGUCUCUAUGACCCUAGCCUUGAGAAAGAUGCAUGCGGUGUAGGCUUUGCUGCCCAUAUUAAGGGCAAGCCAAGCCACAAAAUCAUCAGCGAUGCUCGAAACCUCCUCUGUAACAUGACCCAUCGUGGUGCGGUCGGUUCAGACGCACGAGAUGGCGAUGGCGCCGGUGUCAUGACAUCCAUCCCGCACAAAUUCUUCGUUAAGAACUUUGCCCGUGAGGUUGGCGUGGAGUUGCCACCCUUGGGUCAAUAUGCCGCCGGGAAUCUCUUCUUCAAGCCAGACACUGAGAUGCUGAAACAUGCCACUCUUAGCUUUGAAGAGACCGCCCAGUCUUUGGGUCUGCGCACCCUGGGCUGGAGAGAGGUUCCCAGAGACUCAACCCUUCUCGGCCCUGCGGCGCUUUCACGCGAGCCCAUCAUUCUGCAGCCCUUUGUUGUCCUGGCUUCCGCAUAUGGCACUGGCAACAAGCCUGAAACCACCGACCCGGAGCACUUCGAUUCCAUCGAAUUCGAACGCAAGUUAUACGUUCUGAGAAAGACAGUCUCCCAUGAUCCUCGGUGGAAACCAUGGUUCUACGUGUGCUCGUUGAGCAAUAGAAACAUUGUUUACAAGGGGCAAUUGGCGCCGGUGCAGGUGUAUCAGUACUAUCAUGACCUUGUCUCGGUCGAUUACGAAGGUCAUUUUGCUCUGGUCCACUCACGGUUUUCAACAAACACAUUCCCAUCUUGGGAUCGGUCACAGCCGCUGCGGUGGCUUGCCCAUAACGGUGAAAUCAACACCCUCCGCGGCAACAAAAACUGGAUGAGGGCUCGCGAGGGAGUUUUAAGCUCCGAGCUUUUUGGUGAAGACCUGGCGAACCUCUUCCCCAUCGUCGAAGAUGGAGGUUCCGAUUCCGCGGCUUUCGACAAUGUCCUCGAGCUGCUGGUGAUGAACCGUGUCCUGUCCAUGCCUGAGGCCGUCAUGAUGAUGGUGCCUGAAGCGUGGCAAGGGAAUGCCGCCAUGGAUCCUGCCAAAGCAGCUUUCUACGAAUACUCGGCCUGCCUGAUGGAGCCGUGGGACGGUCCCGCCCUAUUCACCUUCUCAGACGGUCGUUACUGCGGAGCAAACUUGGAUCGAAAUGGUCUGAGACCCUGCAGAUAUUACGUGACUGAUGAUGAUCGAAUUGUCUGUGCAUCUGAAGUCGGCACCAUUGCCAUUGAGCCCGAGAGGGUGGUUAUCAAGGGCCGUCUGCAGCCGGGUAAAAUGCUCCUAGUCGACACCCAAGCUGGGCGUAUCAUUGAUGAUUCCGAGCUCAAAGCUACUGUCGCAAACCGACAGCCUUUCCAACAGUGGCUUGACAAACAUAUCCUGAAGAUGCCUUCAAUCUACACGUCCCUGGCUAAAAAACUCGACUUGGGCUUCAAACUCACGGAGGAGAGUGUCCAGGAGGAUCCCAGACUGCGCGCUUUCGGUUAUUCAUACGAACAAGUAAGUCUGUUGCUCGGUCCUAUGGCAGCCGACUCGAAGGAGGCCCUUGGCUCCAUGGGUAACGAUGCUCCGUUGGCGGUGCUUGCCCAGCAACCACGACUGCUGUAUGAGUACUUCAGACAGUUGUUCGCUCAGGUUACCAACCCACCUAUCGAUCCGAUCCGGGAAGCCAUCGUCAUGUCUCUGGAAUGUUAUGUCGGGCCCCAGGGCAAUCUUUUGGAGAUGGAUGAGUCUCAGUGCGCUAGACUUCUGCUCCCUUCGCCAAUUCUGGAGAUAGAAACUUUCAACGCGCUCAAGAAUAUUAGUCAGUACAACAAGGAUUGGACUGCGCGUAUCAUCGAUAUCACUUUCGAAAAGUCCUCUGGUAUCGAUGGUUACAUGAAAGCUCUCGAUAACAUCUGCGACGAGGCGACUGCUGCCAUUGAGGAGGGUGACAAGAUCAUCAUUCUGUCCGAUCGAGCCACAUCUGAGAACAGAGUUCCCGUGUCCGCGCUCCUUGCUACUGGCUUGGUCCAUCACCAUCUUGUUCGUAACAAAUGGAGAUCUCGAGCUGCUCUCAUCGUGGAAACAGCCGAGGCCAGAGAAGUGCAUCACAUGUGCGUGCUUGUUGGCUACGGUGCAGAUGGUAUCAACCCAUACCUGGCUAUGGAAUGUAUCCUGAAGAUGAAUCGACAAGGGCUCAUCAGAAAGAAGCUUACUGACGAACAAGUCAUUGCUAACUACAAGGCCUCCUGUGAUGGAGGCAUCCUCAAAGUCAUGAGCAAAAUGGGUAUCUCUACUCUGCAGUCUUACAAGGGCGCUCAGAUCUUCGAAGCUCUCGGUAUCGAUGAUUCGGUUGUUGACCGAUGUUUUGCCGGCACAGCCACUCGUGUACGCGGCAUGACUUUUGAGCUCAUCGCCGAGGAUGCAUUUGCUUUCCAUGAGAGAGGAUAUCCCACUCGUCACAUCCGCGACAUCCCCGGAUUGUCUGAGACAGGCGAAUAUCAUUGGCGUGAUGGCGGCCAGCCUCACAUUAAUGACCCUGUGAGCAUUGCAAACAUUCAAGACGCCGUCAGAACGAAGAACGACAAGUCUUACGAAGCUUACUCCCUCUCCGAGUAUGAGCAAAUCAAGAACUGCACUCUGAGAGGCCUGCUUGAUUUCGACUUCGAACAGCGUCAGCCCGUGCCGAUUGAUCAGGUGGAGCCAUGGACAGAAAUCGUCCGACGAUUCGUCACUGGCGCCAUGUCGUACGGUUCCAUCUCAAUGGAAUCGCACUCCACUCUUGCUGUGGCUAUGAAUCGUCUGGGUGGCAAGUCCAACACCGGCGAGGGUGGCGAAGAUCCAGAACGCAGCUUGAAGAUGGAGAAUGGUGACUCGAUGCGAUCCGCCAUCAAGCAAAUCGCAUCCGGCCGUUUUGGCGUGACGUCCAAUUACCUGGCCGAUGCUGAUGAACUCCAAAUUAAGAUGGCCCAAGGCGCGAAGCCUGGGGAAGGCGGUGAGCUUCCAGGUCACAAGGUCACCAACCCGAUCGCCCGUACCAGACACUCUACUCCUGGUGUCGGUCUGAUCUCGCCUCCUCCUCAUCACGACAUUUACUCCAUCGAAGAUCUGAAACAAUUGAUCUAUGAUCUCAAGUGCUCUAACCCUCGAGCUAGAGUGUCCGUCAAGUUGGUGUCUGAAGUGGGCGUGGGUAUUGUGGCUGCCGGGGUUGCGAAGGCCAAGGCUGACCACAUUCUAAUUUCCGGUCACGAUGGUGGCACUGGUGCCUCAAGAUGGACUGGCAUCAAGUAUGCUGGUUUGCCGUGGGAACUCGGUCUUGCUGAGACACAUCAAACUCUGGUGCUGAACGACCUCCGUGGCCGUGUCAUUGUGCAGACCGACGGCCAACUCCGGACUGGUCGUGAUGUGGCUAUUGCCUGUCUGCUCGGUGCCGAAGAAUGGGGCUUUGCCACCACUCCUCUCAUUGCUAUGGGCUGUAUUAUGAUGCGAAAGUGUCAUCUGAAUACUUGCCCGGUCGGCAUUGCCACUCAAGAUCCCCUCCUUAGGAAGAAGUUCCAAGGCACUCCUGAGCAUGUCAUCAAUUUCUUUUAUUAUAUUGCCAACGAACUGCGCGCAAUCAUGGCGCAGCUUGGAAUACGAACCGUGAACGAGAUGGUGGGCCGUGCUGAGCUCUUGAAGGUCCGCGACGAUCUUCGUACCCCGAAGACACAAAACGUCGAUUUGUCUCUCAUCUUGACACCGGCGCACUCGAUCCGUCCUGGCGUUGCGACGUACAACGUCCGCAAGCAAGACCACAAGCUGCACACCCGUCUUGACAACAAGCUCAUCUCAGAGUCUGAACUUGCCUUGGAGAAAGGACUCCCCUGCCGAAUUGAGACCGAUAUCGUCAACACCGACAGAGCCUUGGGCGCCACACUGUCAUACCAGAUUAGUAAACGUUAUGGCGAAGCUGGUUUGCCUCAAGAUACCAUUCAUGUCAACAUCAGGGGGUCUGCUGGCCAAUCGUUUGGAGCCUACCUUGCUCCGGGGGUCACUUUGGAACUCGAGGGUGACGCCAACGAUUAUGUCGGCAAAGGCCUCUCUGGCGGUCGCUUGAUCAUCUAUCCCCCACGCAGUGCAGUGUUCAAGGCCGAGGAGAACAUAUUGCUCGGUAACGUCUGCCUCUACGGUGCGACAAGCGGCACCUGUUACUUCAGAGGUGUAGCAGCAGAGCGAUUCGCGGUCCGAAACUCCGGCGCCAAUGCUGUUGUCGAAGGUGUUGGUGACCAUGGUUGCGAGUACAUGACUGGCGGCCGAGUUGUUGUGCUUGGUGAAACCGGUCGGAACUUCGCUGCCGGUAUGUCUGGCGGUAUCGCUUAUGUCCUUGACAUGAACCAAGACUUCCACUCUAAGAUCAACAUGGAGAUGGUGGAAGUAUCCGGCGUUGAGGAACCUUCCGAAAUCGCCUUCCUCCGGGGCAUGAUUGAGGAUCAUCACCACUACACGGGCUCGGAACUCGCAGCUCGGAUUCUGCUCGAGUUCAAUCGUGCGCUUCCUCGCUUUGUCAAGGUUCUGCCUACAGACUAUAAGAGAGUGUUGGCAGAGCAGAAGAAGAAGGCCGAAGAAGCGAAGAAGGCAGAGUAUCCCCUGCCAUUGCUCCCUGGCAAUCCUGUUCGCAACCUCCACCAAGAACAGCGUGAUCGUGCCAAUGACAAGGAGGCCGCCAAACCAAAGAAAGCCGACAUGCUUGACAUCGAGGAGGGCAUCAAUGGUGAUGCAGACAAGGCCAAGCAAAAGGCCGCCCUGGUUCUCGACAAGACUCGUGGCUUCAUGAAGUACUCCCGUCGCAGCGAGAAAUACCGCAACCCUAAAACUCGAACCAAGGACUGGGCUGAACUCUCAGCGCGUCUCAGUGAGGACGAGCUCAAGUAUCAAUCAGCACGAUGCAUGGAUUGUGGCGUACCGUUCUGCCAAUCGGACACUGGCUGUCCGAUUUCCAACAUCAUUCCUAAAUGGAAUGAAUUAGUAUUCGCUGAUCAAUGGAAGGAUGCUCUUAACCGCCUGUUGAUGACGAACAACUUCCCCGAGUUCACUGGCCGUGUCUGCCCUGCCCCUUGCGAAGGUGCAUGUGUUUUAGGAAUCAAUGAAGAUCCCGUCGGCAUCAAGAGCAUUGAGUGUGCAAUCAUCGACAAAGGCUUUGAGAUGGGCUGGAUGGUUCCUACGCCACCCACCGAGCGGACGGGCAAGACGGUUGCCGUCAUCGGAUCAGGUCCGGCUGGUCUUGCCGCCGCAGAUCAACUCAACCGUGCCGGACACACGGUUACAGUUUACGAAAAGUCUGACCGUGCCGGCGGUUUGCUGAUGUAUGGUAUUCCAAACAUGAAGCUCGACAAGCGCAUUGUCCAGCGGCGUGUGGAUCUCAUGGCAGCCGAAGGCGUCCAGUUUGAGCUCGGUGUCAUGGUUGGUCCGGAUGAGAAGAUCAGCCUGCAGUCGCUGCGUGACAGCCACGAUGCCGUUAUCAUCUCUACCGGGGCUCAAGUUCCCCGUGACUUGAAGAUCAAGAACAGAGAAUCCGAGGGCGUUCACUUUGCGAUGGAAUUCUUGCACGCCAACACCAAAUCGCUACUCGACUCUGGGCUGGACGAUGGCCACUAUAUCUCGGCCAAGGAUAAGCACGUCAUCGUCAUUGGAGGCGGCGACACUGGCAACGACUGCAUCGGUACCUCUCUUCGACACGGCGCUAAGUCUAUCACCAACUUUGAGCUUCUGCCACAGCCUCCGGCAGAGCGCGCCCGCGACAACCCAUGGCCUCAGUGGCCUAGAAUCUACCGUGUCGAUUAUGGGCAUACCGAAGUCAAACAGCACUACGGCAACGACCCUCGUGAAUACUGUGUCAUGACCAAAGACUUUGUGGUGGAGGAUGGCAAGGUGGUGGGUAUCAACACCACUCGAGUGGAAUGGACCAAGGGGGCAACUGGUGCUUGGGAAAUGAAGCCUCGGGAGGGCAGCGAGCAGUAUUUCCCUGCGGACCUCGUCUUGCUCUCCAUGGGUUUCCUUGGACCAGACGACCGUCUUUUCAACUCCGAAGUCGAGCUUGACCCGCGCAAGAACAUCAAGACACCCAAGAACAUGUACAACACCAACAUCCCUGGGGUGUUCGCUGCCGGCGAUUGUCGUCGGGGUCAAUCGCUCAUUGUGUGGGGCAUCAAUGAAGGUCGCCAGUGCGCUCGACAAGUGGACUCCUUCCUUCUGGGCGAAAGUUCCUCCCUCCCCAUCACCGGCGGCAUUGUGCGUCGGGUUGCACAUGACGCUGUCCCCAAAUCGAAAGAGUCUAAGGCCCACAAGGAAGGUGACAUGGCACAUGCCACAGAAGAGUUCAAGCGCACUACCGACGUUAAAGCUGCUGCAUGA